Molecule: messenger RNA, 8125 nt
Organism: Odontomachus brunneus
Lineage: Eukaryota; Metazoa; Arthropoda; Insecta; Hymenoptera; Formicidae
Molecular function (GO): iron ion binding; monooxygenase activity; oxidoreductase activity, acting on paired donors, with incorporation or reduction of molecular oxygen
Source: RefSeq, a predicted model, not a curated record
GCUUACAUGUCUGUAUUUAUAACAUCCUAUAUUGCGAGCGAUCGAGUCAUUCGUUCUCAGUCGUGCCGAUCAGUCACGAUGGAGUCGUCGUUAUUCUCGUCAUCUUUUGCGCUUUUGUUGGCCACUCUGGUCACUAUCGGUGUGCUAAAAGUCAUCGCCAAUAUUCACUAUCAGUACACCUACUGGAAGAAACGGGGUAUCCCUUACAUACCUACAGUCCCGGGCUUGGGAACCUCUUGGAAAGUGUUCUUGGGACGCAUGAGCUUCGCCGAAUACAGCAAAUUCGCUUACGAAUAUGUACCGGACGCCAAGUACAUCGGACUAAUGGACAUGACCACUCCUCUGGUUUUUUUACGCGACCCCGAGCUGAUCAGGGACGUCAUGGUGAAAGACUUUGAACAUUUUCCGGACCACCGUAGCUUCGCGAGUGAGGAUAUCGAUCCGUUGUUUGCUAAGAACGUCUUCUUCUUGCGCGGUAACCGCUGGAAAGAGAUGAGGAACACGUUGAGCCCCUCUUUCACUGCCAGUAAGAUGAAAGCUAUGUUUGAGCUGGUAUCGAAGUGUUCCCGCGAAUUUUCCGAGUAUCUGGCCGAUCAUCCGGAAGAAUGUUCUUCCAUUGACACGAAGGAGAUCUUCAGGCGCUACACCACUGACGUAAUCGCCACGUCUGCCUUCGGUAUAAGCGUGAAUUCCAUGAAGGAUCGGGACAACGAGUUCUUCACGAGAGGAGUGGCGUCCACCAAGUUCAGCGGCUUCUCGUUCCUGUUGAAGUUCAUGCUAUUCCGCGCGAUUCCGCGACUAACAAAGUCGCUGGGUAUAAACUUCUUCCCUCCAGCUACAUCGCAAUUCUUCAAGAGAAUCGUGGCUGAGACGAUUAAAGUUCGGGAAGAGCAAGGCAUCGUCAGGCCGGAUAUGAUUCAAUUGUUGAUGCAAGCCCGCAAUAAGGAGGGCCCCAGCGUGCACGAGAUGACAUUGGAUGACAUCGUCGCGCAGGCGUUCAUCUUCUUCUUGGCCGGCUUUGACACGUCCUCACAGCUGAUGUGCUUCAUCGGCCAUGAACUCGCGGUUAACCGGGACAUUCAGGACCGCUUAUGGGAGGAAGUCGAGAAGCAUUUCGCUGAAGGCAACGGCGAGAUCUCCUACGAGUCAGUGUCGAAGAUGGUUUACAUGGACAUGGUAGUGUCCGAGACCCUCCGCAAGUAUCCACCGGUGAUCUUUAUCGACAGGGUUUGCGUAAAGAGCUACGAGCUGCCUCCACUGAAGCCCGGUGGCAAGAGCUUGAUUGUGGAGCCCGACAACAUGAUAUGGGCUCCCGUUUACGCGUUGCAUUAUGACCCCAAAUAUUUUCCGAACCCGGACAAGUUUGAUCCCGAGAGAUUCAGCGAGGAGAACAAGGACAAUAUCGUGCCCUACACUUAUAUGCCUUUCGGCCAUGGACCCAGGAAAUGCAUCGGCAAUCGUUUUGCUUUGAUGGAAACGAAACUCCUGAUAGCUCAUCUUCUGCACAAAUUCGUCUUCAAGGCCACCGAGAAGACCAUUUAUCCUGUUGUAUUUGAUAAAAAGCAGUUCAAUUUGCAACCCGAAGGCGGAUUCUGGAUCGCAUUGCAGAAGAGGGAAAAAUGCAACGGUCCGCAAUGUUCCCUAGAAGCGUUUCUGUCGUUCCCCCCAUUCUGCUCGUGCCUGAUAAGAUUUGCUGAAUGCGUACAUCUCUAUAUUUAUAACAUCCUAUACCGCUAGCGACCGAGUCAUUUGUUCUCGUCGUGCCGAUCAGUCACGAUGGAGUCGUCGUUAUUCUCGUCUUCUUUUGCGCUUUUGUUGGCCACUCUGGUCAUUAUCGGCGUGGUAAAAAUCAUCGCCAAUAUUCACUAUCAGUACACCUACUGGAAGAAACGGGGUAUCCCUUACAUACGUACAGUCCCGGGCUUGGGAACCUCUUGGAAAGUGUUGUUGCGACGCAUGAGCUUCGUCGAAUACGGCAAAUUCGCCUACGAAUAUGUACCGGACGCUAAGUACAUCGGACUAAUGGACAUGGCCACUCCUCUGGUUUUUUUGCGCGACCCCGAGCUGAUCAAGGACGUCAUGGUGAAGGACUUUGAACAUUUUCCGGACCACCUGUCCUUCGUGACUGAGGACAUCGAUCCGUUGUUAGGUAAGAACGUCUUCUCCUUGCGCGGUAACCGCUGGAAAGAGAUGAGGAACACGUUGAGCCCCUCUUUCACCGCCAGCAAGAUGAAAGUCAUGUUCGAGCUGGUGUCGAAGUGUUCCCGCGAAUUUUCCGAGUACCUCGCCGAUCAUCCGGAGGAGUGUUUUUCUAUUAACACGAAGGAGAUCUUCAGGCGCUACACCACUGACGUAAUCGCCACGUCGGCCUUCGGUAUAAGCGUGAAUUCCAUGAAGGAUCGGGACAACGAGUUCUUCACGAGAGGAGUGGAGUCCACCAAGUUCGAUAGUUUCUUGUCCAUGUUGAAGUUCAUGCUAUUUCGCGCGAGUCCGCGACUAAUGCGAGCACUGGGUAUAAAUAUCUUCCCGCCAGCUACAUCGCAAUUCUUCAAGAGAAUCGUGGCAGAGACAAUUAAAGUUCGGCAAGAGCAAGGCAUCGUCAGGCCGGAUAUGAUUCAAUUGUUAAUGCAAGUCCGCAAUAAAGAGGGCCCCAGCGUGCACGAGAUGACAUUGGAUGACAUCGUCGCGCAGGCGUUCAUCUUCUUCUUGGCCGGCUUUGACACGUCCUCACAGCUGAUGUGCUUCAUCGGCCAUGAACUCGCAGUUAACCGGGAUAUUCAGAACCGCCUGUGGGAGGAAGUCGAGAAGCAUUUCGCCGAAGGCAACGGCGAGAUCUCCUACGAGUCAGUGUCGAAGAUGGUUUACAUGGACAUGGUGGUGUCCGAAACCCUCCGCCGAUAUCCACCGCUGAUCUUCAUCGACAGGGUCUGCGUGAAGAGCUACGAGCUGCCUCCACCGAAGCCCGGUGGCAAGAGCUUGAUUGUGGAGCCCGACAACAUGAUAUGGGCCCCCGUUUAUGCGUUGCACCAUGACCCCAAAUAUUUUCCGAACCCGGACAAAUUCGAUCCCGAGAGGUUCAGCGACGAGAACAAGGACAAUAUCGUGCCCUACACUUAUAUGCCUUUUGGCCAUGGACCCAGGAAGUGCAUCGGCAAUCGUUUCGCUCUGAUGGAAACGAAACUCCUGAUAGCUCAUCUCCUGCACAAAUUCGUCUUCAAGGCUACCGAGAAGACCAUUUAUCCUGUUGUAUUUGAUAAAAAGCAGUUCAAUUUGCAACCCGAAGGCGGAUUCUGGAUCGCAUUGGAGAAGAGGGUGAAAUUCGUGUUUCAGCGAGAAGUUGAGAACGGCGUGUUUAAAAGGAUUGUUGGAUACGACUUUUACUACGACUUUUACUACGUAGUUCGCACGCGUGGUUUGCUGAUGCAACGGUCCGCAAUGUUUCCGAGAGGCGUUUUUGUCGUUCCCCCCAUUCUGCUCGUGCCUGAUAAGAUUCGCGUUGGUGAACGCUUACAGGUCUAUAUUUAUGACAUUCUGUGCCGCGAGCGAUCGAGCCAUUCGUUCUCGUUCGUGCCAGUCACGAUGGAGUCGUCGUUAUUCUCGUCGUCUUUUGCGCUUUUGUUGGCCACUCUGGUCACUAUCGGCGUGCUAAAAGUGAUCGCCAAUAUACACUAUCAGUACACCUACUGGAAGAAACGGGGUAUCCCUUACAUACGUACAGUCCCGGGCUUGGGAACCUCUUGGAAAGUGUUGUUGCGACGCAUGAGCUUCGUCGAAUACGGCAAAUUCGCCUACGAAUAUGUACCGGACGCUAAGUACAUCGGACUAAUGGACAUGGCCACUCCUCUGGUUUUUUUGCGCGACCCCGAGCUGAUCAAGGACGUCAUGGUGAAGGACUUUGAACAUUUUCCGAAUCAUCUCACAUUCGCGAGUGAGGACAUCGAUCCGUUGUUUGGUAAGAACGUCUUCGCCUUGCGCGAUAACCGCUGGAAAGAGAUGAGGAAUACGUUAAGCCCCGCUUUUACCGCCAGUAAGAUGAAAACUAUGUUUGAGCUGGUAUCGAAGUGUUCCCGCGAAUUUUCCGAGUAUCUGGCCGAACAUCCGGAGGAGUGUUCUUCUAUUAACACGAAGGAGAUCUUCAGGCGCUACACCACUGACGUAAUCGCCACAUCGGCCUUCGGUAUAAGCGUGAAUUCCAUGAAGGAUCGGGACAACGAGUUCUUCACGAGAGGAGUGGAGUCCACCAAGUUCGACAGUUUCUUGUCCAUGUUGAAGUUCAUGCUAUUCCGCGCGAUUCCGCGACUAACAAAGGCGCUGGGUAUAAACUUCUUCCCGCCAGCUACAUCGCAAUUCUUCAAGAGAAUCGUGGCAGAGACGAUUAAAGUCCGAGAAGAGCAAGGCAUCGUCAGGCCUGAUAUGAUUCAGUUGUUGAUGCAUGCCCGCAAUAAGGAGGGCCCCAGCGUGCACGAGAUGACAUUGGAUGACAUCGUCUCGCAAGCAUUUAUCUUCUUCUUAGCUGGCUUUGACACGUCCUCACAGCUGAUGUGCUUCAUCGGCCAUGAACUCGCAGUUAACCGGGAUAUUCAGGACCGCCUGUGGGAAGAAGUCGAGAAGCAUUUCGCCGAAGGCAACGGCGAGAUUUCCUACGAGUCAGUGUCGAAGAUGGUUUACAUGGACAUGGUAGUGUCCGAAACCCUCCGCCGAUAUCCACCGGUGAUCUUCAUCGACAGGGUCUGCGUGAAGAGCUACGAGUUGCCUCCACCGAAGCCCGGUGACAAGAGCUUGAUCGUGGAACCCAACAACAUUUUAUGGGCGCCUGUUUACGCGUUGCACCAUGACCCAAAAUAUUUUCCGAACCCUGACAAGUUCGAUCCCGAGAGAUUCAGCGACGAGAACAAGGACAAUAUCGUGCCCUACACUUAUAUGCCUUUCGGCCAUGGACCCAGGAAGUGUAUCGGCAAUCGUUUCGCUCUGAUGGAAACAAAACUCCUGAUAGCUCAUCUCCUGCACAAAUUCGUCUUCAAGGCUACCGAGAAGACUAUUUAUCCUGUUGUAUUUGAUAAAAGGCAGUUCAAUUUGCAACCCAAAGGCGGAUUCUGGAUCGCAUUGGAGAAGAGGGAGAAGUAAAACGAGUCAUCACGUUUAGGAAUAGCUUAUUUUAUAAUAUAAUUCAGAUAUUCAGUUGUUCGAUAGUCAGGAUACACAGGAUGGAUUAGUUCUCACAUUAAUUAAUAUGUACAUUGAACUUAAAUGAAGAUGAAAAUUCCACAGAAUAUGGAGGCUAUGAUAAUUUUUAGAUAAGAAACUUUUCAAGUGGAUAUAUCAGAGCUGAAAGUUCGCGCGCUCAGUCAUGAUCAAUAUACAAUGGUUUAGGUAUCAUCGUAGAUUCCAAUUCAUAACAAUAAAAAUAUUUUUACACUGGAAUCGCCAUAAGUGAUUAUAUUUAUAUCAGAUUCUAUUUUUAUGCGAAUAAUUAAUAUAUCCCAUACAUAUAAAUAAUAUUAUGUAUGUAAAAAUGGUGCAGAAUAUUGAUUGCGAUGCUGGGAGCUCGGUGAUUUUGUGACAAGUUGAUUGACUUCGAUCGGGUUGUAAAGAUAUUGUCAUGCGGCAGCUUCAUGUGAUACUUAUGACAGUUCCUUAGACAUCGCAUAUUAUAUGUACUAUUAUAUAUAUUUACUAUAUCUGAGCGCGUAAACUUUCAGCUCUGUGAUUUGUCUUGAAAUUGUUCUUAUUUAAAAACUAUUAUAACCUCGACAUUUUGUGUUAGAAUUUUUGUCUCCAUUUAAGUUCAAGUAUCCUGUCAUAUUAAUUAAUGUUGCGAGAACUGGGACAGUUUGCAUAUAACACACGCGUGUUAGUUUUUGCUUCCGAAGACGAUUGAGGGUCAUAUGACUCGUAUAUCAUUGCGAUGCGCAGAUUAAAUGACGCGUAUGUUAAAUGCAAUACGUUAUAAGUUUUUCUUAAUAAGAUAUUUAUCUAUGCUUUUCGCAAUUAAAGUAUAGAUAGCGUUUGGGUAUUGUGGUUAAUAUAGUUGUAAAGUGUAGUACGUAGAUUUUCGAGUCCGUUAUAAAUUAAUCCGAAACGCUUACGCGUGUUUAUCGUUAAAUGUAAUAUUAAAGUGUCAAAGGAGACUUGCCAUUAUUAAGUGUUUAGUUCCGCACAAAAGAGAAUAUUGUUGUUAUUUUCGUUAAUGCAUUUGUAUAUUCCGUUAAUCUCGAGAUAUUUUUGUUUGGUCUUUAAUGCUAGAAUUUUGGUCAUGAGUAAAAUUUACUCAAUCCGAUUUUUUAAACAUUACUGUUCUUAGAAAUAUUUGUUUUGUUUUUUUAUUAUAACUUUUUCCAGCUUCAUUGAAUUGUAAAAAUAUUAAUACGUCGAUAUUCUUUGAUGUUUUUUACACUAAUUAAAAAAAGCAUUAAAUUUGAAUUAUUUUACAGAAGUUAUGAACAAAUUAAAAUGUGUUGGGCAAAAUUUAUCUAUGUUUAGGGUUUUAGGGUUAAUAUAAAAAAAUGAAAAUAAAAUAACGAAUUAUCGUAUUAAGUAAAAUUUCAUUUUUCAAAUAUUGUUUUUAACGCAGAAACUUUCGAAAGCAUAAUAAAACGUAGCGACCGUGAAAUUGUUGCUGUAGUACUUGUACAAUAUGAAUAAUUUGAUGACAAUAUAACUUGAUGUUUUUUUGAAUAGGAAAUCUGAAUAUUCAAGAUUUGAUCUUGGUCAAUGUUUGGUCCAAGGAUUUUAUUACGCACUACUCGUCAUUGACGUCUCGCGUCAGUGAUCACUCGCUCGUUAGAUGACUCAUCGGUUGGAAUUAGAUAACAUGUUUGUGAGCGCGGAAAAAAACAGAAUAAUUCAGAGAUAUCUUGAUGAUGACUACAAAUGACUGCAAAAUUAAUAAUUUGAAAGUUAACUUGCAAAUUAUUUUUAUAUUUUAUAUUAUCGAUUUAAUAUUAUCAUAUAUUAAUGUUGAUUCAAUACGUUAUAUUUUAUGUUAUUGAUUCAAAAUUUGCAGGUUAACCUGUUAAUUUUUUUAUGUUAUUGAUUCAAUCAAAUAUUUUUUUUUUAAUCUUUCCUUUAAUCAUAUAGAACAACAAAGAUUACAGUAUGCAAGUAUUUGAAACUAAAUUUAAUUUAUAAUUGUGAAGUAAUCAAUUAAAUAAAGUAUUAAAUUUUAAAUAUUGUUCUCUUCUUAAUUUUCAUUUAAAUUAUAUAAAAAAAAAUACAAAUAAAGAGAUCUUUAAAAAUAAAAUUCACAUAUAUUCAGAGAGAAUUUGAUAAGAAAAUCGAAGUGCAAUUCUCGAAAUUACAAAUAUUAGAUUGGUGCAAAAGGUUUGUCUUGAUUGUUAAAUAAAAGAGAUGAUCCUAUUUCGAAGAAUUAAUAAUUUUUACGAAUGAAAUGAGCAACAUUGAUUUAGCAUAUUUUUAGAUAUUUAACGACAACUUCAUAUUUUCCUUUUAAUAAUCAAACUUCUUAUGAGAAUUUAAUGAAAAAAUGACAAAUAUUUUGUACCAGCCUAACAGAUUUAGUUCGUAAUAUACAAUAUAGUUGCAGUUACAGUUGCAGUUGCAGAUGUUAGAAUAUAUAGUUUUUAUGAUGUUGUUAAAUCAUAAAAAAUGUGCUGAGAAGUAUGUUGUUGAAGAGACUUGUUGAAGUGCUAUAUCUUUCAACUUUGAAUUGCUGUAUUCUUGAAUAUCUGCAUGAUCAUCUGCAAUCGAUUUGCUAUCAAUUAUACUAUCAAUUAUACUUCCAAGAAACAUCUUGAGAUAUUUAUUUGCCAAUGUUGUUUUGUAACAUUAAGAAGAUACGUUUUAUUGCGUUAUCGUCGCAGCAAUGAUAACGCAACGAUAAAGUAAUAAAUAAUUUCGAAAAUCAUGAGCCACAAUCUAAUCCAGUUUCUUCAUCUGUGAUAGCGAUAAGCAUUCUUUGUAUUUUUUUGUUGCCGACUUGUAUUAUAUGGAAUUUGUAAUAAUCGAGGAUCGUCGUUACCGUCCUAUAUUUUUAUUAUGUUGAGAUAUAUAUAUAUAUAUAUAUAUAUAUUCUAUAAUAUUAAUUAUUGCAAUGUAUUGUAAUAUUGUUACACCAAUGGAUAAUCCAAAGCUUAUCAGAAUAAUAAAAUGUUCAUCACAACAGCAA